GCUUAUCAGAUGGACAGGGAAAACAGUUCUGGCUUUGUUGAUUGUUUCUCAAAUGAUCUUGAGCAGAGGCUGAGGCUAGGAGUGAAAAUGCCAAGAAAUGAGAGAUUAUUAAUUGAACUGCAGCAUUCUGAGAAGCCACCUGAGCGCCUCACCUGCCUCAGAGCUGAAUAGACGUUGGUCUGUGUAGCGCAUGCGCUGUUCACUCUAGGGCUCCACUGUCAUGGCGGUGACGAACUGAAGCUACCGGGGCAGAUCAGGAAGCAAACCCAGCGCGGCUGGCUCAACCUUGUCAUUUAACCGAGUCUCCGGAGCUUCCCCGGCAGCGCCGAGCACACCUCCGUCUGCUACCCGCUUCUUCGGAGCCGGACAUAGGACUUCUUCCUCCCUUUGUUGGGAGUUUUCGGUUGUGAGUGUCAAGUGAGUGCACUCGGAGACAGCAGCAACUUCCACAGCUGAAGGGGAGAAAUUAAAGUGACUGUCCAGAGGAGAGAGCUGGUGGAGCGGGAGGACGGCUGGUUGGCUGCUCGCUGCCUGCGGUGUGUGCUUUCUUCACGGCUUUAAUCGCAUCAAUUAAUCCGUGGGGGUAUCAAGUUACGGAGCGAGCAGGACAGAGUGGAGGAGCGGUGACAUUUCCGACCAGCACCACAUUCCCCCGCUGCUCCCUCUUUACAGCCAGCGUCCCUCAAAAAAACUACUUUAAAUGGGAAGAAAAGGGCUCUGAGUAUGUGUCUCUAGACCGGUCACAUCUCAUCUGAAGGGGGAGACAGUAGAACCGUAAUACCCCCCAAACCCCUCGACGUCGGCUGCUCCCUCGCCAUUGGAGGUGAACAGGUGCCUUACCUGUGAACGCCACCUGUCCCGUCCUUCCUUAGCAAAUGGCUAGCGCGGAGUCAGCGGAGCCAGGUGAUGGAAAGGACGGGCGAGCGGGCGCCAUGCAGCUCAACCCCGCGGUCCCCAUCAGGGGGAUCAGGAUGAAGUUCGCCGUGCUGGCUGGCUUGGUGGAAGUUGGAGAAGUUUCCAACCGAGACAUCGUGGAGACCGUGUUCAACCUGCUGGUCGGCGGUCAGUUUGACCUCGAAAUGAACUUCAUCAUCCAGGAGCCAGAGAGCAUUGUGUGCAUGGUGGAGCUGCUGGACAAGUGUGAGCCCACGUGUCAGGCCGAGAUCUGGAGCAUCUUCACCGCCAUUCUCAAGAAAAGCGUGCGGAACCUGCAGGCGUGCACCGAGGUGGAGCUCAUCCAGCAGGUGCUGCACAGGAUCUCCACCACUGACAGCAUGAUUGCAGACUUGCUGGUGGACAUGUUGGGUGUGCUCGCCAGCUACAGCAUCACAGUAAAGGAGCUCAAGCUUUUCUUCAGUAAGCUGCAAGGGGAGCAGGGCCAGUGGCCGCGUCACGCCGUGAAGCUUCUGUCGGUGCUGAAGUACAUGGCUCACAGGAACGGUCCAGACUCCUUCUUCAGCUUCCCUGGGAAGAAUGCAGCUGCUAUAGCUCUACCCCCCAUUGCAAGAUGGCCGUAUCAGAAUGGAUUUACGUUCCACACGUGGAUCCGAAUGGAUCCACUAAACAACAUCAACGUGGAUAAAGACAAGCCUUAUCUAUACUGCUUCCGCACAAGCAAAGGCAUGGGCUACUCCGCACAUUUUGUGGGCGGCUGUUUGAUAGUGACCUCAUUGAAGUCAAAGGGCAAAGGCUUCCAGCACUGCGUGAAGUACGACUUCAAACCACAAAAGUGGUACAUGGUGACUCUGGUUCACGUCUACAAUCGGUGGAAGAACAGUGAAAUCAGCUGCUUUGUGAACGGAGAGCUGGCCUCCUACGGAGACAUCGCCUGGUUUGUCAACACCAGCGACACGUUUGACAAGUGCUUCCUCGGAUCAUCCGAGACGGCCGACGUGAACCGUGUCUUCUGUGGACAGAUGGGCGCCGUUUACCUGUUUGCAGAAGCUCUCAGUGCCGCUCAGAUCCUGGCCAUCUAUCAGCUGGGCCCCGGCUACCAGGGAACGUUCAAGCACCGGGCGGAGAGCGACCUGCUGUUUGCGGAGCAUCAUAAGACACUGCUGUACGACGGCAAACUGGCCUCCAGCAUCGCCUUCACCUACAACCCCUGUGCCACAGACGCCCAGCUCUGCCUGGAGUCCUCCCCGAAGGACAACGCCUCCAUCUUUGUCCACUCUCCACACGCUCUCAUGCUGCAGGACGUGAAGGCUGUGGUGACUCACUCAGUGCAGAGUGGCAUCCACUCCAUCGGUGGCGUCCAGGUCCUCUUCCCUCUGUUUGCACAGCUGGAUUAUUGGCAGCCCUGCAGUCAGGAGCCCGACACAUCUGUCUGCUGCACGCUGCUAUCCUUCAUGAUGGAGCUCUUGAAGAACUCCGUGGCUAUGCAGGAGCAGGUUUUGGCCUGCAAGGGCUUCCUCGUCAUCGGCUACACGCUGGAGAAGUCCUCCAAGGUGCAUGUAACACGGCCUGUCCUGGACAUUGUCCUGGCCUUCUCCAGAUACCUCAGCAACCUGCAGAACGGCAUCUACUUGCUCAAGCAGCUGUGCGAUCACAUUCUGUUCAACCCAGCCAUCUGGAUCCACGCCCCGGCCAAGGUGCAGCUGAUGCUCUACACCUACCUGGCGACAGAGUUCAUCAGCACGGUGACCAUUUAUAACGCCGUCCGCAGGGUGGGCACCGUGCUGCAGGUCAUGCACACCCUGAAGUACUUCUAUUGGGUCGUCAACCCCCAUGACCGCAGCGGAGUCGUACCCAAAGGCGCCGACGGUCCGCGGCCCAAUCAGAAGGAGAUGCUCUCUCUGCGAGCCUUUCUGCUGCUCUUCAUCAAGCAGCUCAUUAUGAAGGAUCAUGGAGUGAAGGAAGACGAGUUGCAGAGCAUCCUCAACUACCUCCUUACCAUGCACGAGGAUGAAAACCUGAUGGAUGUGCUGCAGUUGUUGGUGGCUCUGAUGUCUGAACACCCCGGCACCAUGGUCCAAGCCUUCGACCAGAGAAACGGAAUCCGGGUUAUCUAUAAGCUGCUGGCCUCCAAAAAUGAAGGCAUAAGAGUCCAGGCCCUGAAGGUCAUGGGCUACUUUCUGAAGAGCUUAUCAGCAAAGAGGAAGUCUGAGGUUAUGCUGACCCACGGCCUUUUCUCGCUGCUCACCGAACGCCUGAUGCUCCACUCCAACCCGUUCACCAUGACGACCUACAACACCCUGUUUGAGAUUCUAACGGAGCAGAUCUGCACCCAGGUGAUCCACAAGCAGCAUCCAGACCCCGACUCCUCCGUGAAGAUCGUCAACCCACAGAUCCUGAAGGUAAUCGCUGCUCUGCUGAAGAACUGCCCCCAGUCGCCUGAGAGCAUGGAGGUCCGCCGGGUCUUCCUGUCGGACAUGAUCAAGCUGUUCAAUAACAGCCGAGAGAACCGCAGGAGCCUGCUGCAGUGCUCCGUGUGGCAGGAGUGGAUGCUCUCCCUCUGCUUUGUCAGCCCACGCAGCAACGAGGAGCAGAAAAUCACCGAGAUGGUCUAUGCCGUUUUCCGCAUCCUGCUCUACCACGCCAUCAAGUACGAGUGGGGCGGGUGGCGCGUCUGGGUGGACACCCUGUCCAUCACACACUCCAAGGUGACCUUUGAGCAGCACAAAGAAAGUUUGUCCCGCAUGUUCCGUCAGUACCAGCACCAGGAGUCGACCAGCUCUCGCAGCACCAUUCGCACCAUCUCUGGAGUGAGCCAAAUCUCUGAAGAUACCAAAUCUGUCAACGAGUCGCCUGCUGAAGAGACGGUGCCCUCGACGGUCGUCGAGCUCACAGUAGAUGAAGGGUCCGGUUCCACCAUCACCUCUCCGCCUGUGGAGACUGCAGAGGACAGGAACCAACCUUCCAUCACCGUGUCCAACAUCCUGGCCGGCGCUGAGGAAGAGCAGAAAGUGGAGUUGUCUUCUAAUGAUCAAUCAAACGUUGACAAAGAAACUUCUACUGCAGUGCACAAAGAUGAAGUGACUGAGCCAGAGUCUGAGAAAAACAGCCAUGAUGCAGAAACCUCAGGGAAUGCCCAGAGAGAAGCGUCCGGUCCAAAAACGGAAGAGGACUCUGCUGCCCCAACAAAGGAUGACGCGCAGACAGAGGUAGCCGAACUUGAACAAGGGGAUUCAUCGAAGCACUCAAUGGAAGAGUCAAGUGUAGGUUCUGAAAAAGGAGAUAAGAGCAAGCAGAUGUCCUCUGAGCCUCCAGCUCCCCUGGAGAACAGCGUGGUGGGCGGGGCUUCCAUCUUCAACGAGGACUUGGUCGACGUGUCAUCCGUUAGCGACCAGAUCAACCUGAGCGAUGUGGACGACAGCCAAGAAGAGUCGUCUUAUGCUUCAGCUGCUACGGGCGAAGAAGGAGAGCCUGUUAAAAAAGAGGAAGAUAGGCGUGAAGGGGAUGAAAGCAAAACAAAAGAUCUCCGAGAACAGGAGCCAAAGACGGAAGAAGGUAAACAGGAAACGGAGACGGUGAUCAGAGAAGAAGAAGAAAAGGACCAGGUGUCUUGCUUGGAAAGUCCCGCUUCAGAAACUGAAGUAGCUGAACAAACUGUCAAGGAACCCACCAAAGAAAAUGUUAGUGGUCCAGAGUCGUCCUCUAAUUCAGAAGGUGCUGCUUCAGACCAACGGGCGGCAGCAGCUCCAGAGGCAGCCCCACAAAGCAAGUCUUCAGAGUCCAAUAUGUCCGCUGCAGAGGAGACCCGUCCGGAUGCCCCUGACACCAGCACCAGCAAGACUCCAGAUCCUGUCAGAAAGACCAAAGAGAUCAAAAUCGCCCGGCUGGAUGUGGCAAAUGUUGCUGUGGACACGGAGAGACUUGAACUAAAGGAGACCUCUAUUAUGGAAUCAAGCCAAGGCCAAACCACAACCGCAGCAGGCGCAGCAGGGGAAGCUGGGGAAGCAGAAAGUCCAGCAGGCCGUCCAGAAGACGGCAGCACCUCGGCUCCUUGCUCCACCAUGUUCCGUAUCCCAGAGUUCCGCUGGUCCCACAUGCAUCAGCGCCUCCUCACCGACCUACUCUUCUCUAUCGAGACGGACGUUCAGGCGUGGAGGAGUCACUCCACAAAAACGAUCCUGGACUUUGUGAACAGCAGCGAGAACGCUGUGUUUGUCCACAACAGCAUCCACCUGGUGUCCCAGGUGGUGGACAACCUGAUCAUGGCCUGCGGAGGCAUCCUGCCUCUGCUGUCCGCUGCCACGUCUGCCUCCCAUGAGCUGGAGAACAUCGAGCCGUCCCAGGGUCUGCCGGUGGAGGCCUCCGUCACCUUUCUCCAGCGCCUUAUCAACCUGGCGGAUGUUCUCAUCUUCGCCAGUUCUCUGAACUUCACCGAGAUCGAAGCAGAGAAGAACAUGUCGUCGGGUGGGAUCCUACGCCAGUGCCUCCGCCUCGUAUGUGCUAUAGCAGUGAGAAACUGUCUGGAGUGCCAACAAGCCCAGUUCAAAGGAGCAGAAGGUCCGACCAGAAGCUACACCGUCAUGCCCAGCACCGCAGUGGGAACGGCCAAGUCUGCGUCUGCUCAGAGUCCUGUUGACGUGGUGACAGGGGGAAUGUCCACCGUCAGAGACCUGGACCGGCUCCUCCAGGACAUGGACAUCAACCGCCUCAGGGCCGUCGUGUUCAGAGACAUCGAGGACAGUAAGCAGGCUCAGUUUCUGGCGCUGGCCGUGGUCUACUUCAUCUCAGUCCUCAUGGUGUCAAAGUAUCGGGACAUCCUGGAGCCCCACAACGACAGGAAACCCCCUCUCCGCUCCCAGUCUACCAGGAGUACAGACAUCGGCGCUGAGGUGGAGAACGGCGUCUCUCUGAGACGCUACGACUCGGGCAUCGGCGAUGACCACACGUCGGCUGUGGCCAGCGAAGCUGACCUGUCUUCCUCCGGCGGCCCGGACGCCAUCUCAGAAGCCCUGUCCACUCUGUCCUCCGAGGUCCGCGGCGCGCCCUCCGCCGACUCCAAGUCCAAGAACGUGAAGGACAUCCUCCGCAGCCUGGUGAGCGCGCCGGCUGAAGACGUCAUGGUGGACCCCAGUCUGCUGCCCCUGUCCUUCCUGGGACCUGUGACUGACUUGGACCGGCGAUCAUCGCUCCAGUUUCGUUCAUUCGAUAGAAGCGUCGUCGUCGCACCAAAGAAAGCCGGCGUGUUCCCGUCUCAAGUGUCUCCCGCCGCCCAGACCUCCGCCGCUUCUUCAGUGUCCGCCGGGACGCCAGUGGACGGCGUGGCCGUGGUGUCCUCGGGCGACGCCUCCCAGGUCCCCUCUGUGGACACUGCAGACUCAGGCGGCCAGGUUGCAGCAGGCGGCCAGGUUCCAGCCAGCUCCAGCCUGCCAUCUGUCCCCCCACUUUCCCCUGUGACCCAGAACACAGCCCCCAAUAUGAGCAUCUCGGAGCGCCUGGAGCACGUGUUGGAGAAGGCCGCUCCGCUGCUGAGGGAGAUCUUCGUGGACUUCGCCCCGUUCCUGUCCCGGACCUUGCUGGGUAGCCACGGACAGGAGCUGCUCAUCGAGGGCACCAGUCUGGUGUGCAUGAAGUCCAGCAGCUCGGUGGUGGAGCUCGUCAUGCUGCUGUGUUCUCAGGAAUGGCAGAACUCCAUCCAGAAGAACGCUGGACUGGCCUUCAUCGAGUUGGUCAACGAAGGCAGGCUUCUCAGCCACACGAUGAAGGACCAUCUGGUUCGCGUCGCCAACGAGGCUGAGUUCAUCCUGAGCAGACAGCGGGCCGAAGACAUCCAUAAACAUGCAGAAUUUGAGUCGAACUGCGCCCAGUACGCAGCAGAGAAGCGAGAUGAGGAGAAAAUGUGCGACCAUUUGAUCAGAGCCGCUAAAUUCCGCGACCACAUGACCUCCACUCAGCUCAUCCAGAAGAUCGUCAACAUUUUGACUGACAAACACGGAGCCUGGGGAAGUUCGUCCAGCAGCCGGCCGAGGGAGUUCUGGCGCCUGGACUACUGGGAGGACGAUUUAAGGAGACGACGGCGCUUCAUCAGGAACCCGUUUGGAUCCAGUCACUCGGAAGCGGCGCUCAAAGCGGCCGCCGAACACGCGUCCGAGGACGACAUCCUGAAGCAGUCCAUCAGGAGCCAGGCUCUGGCCAAUCAGAACACGGAGAGCGAGACGUCCCUGGAUGGAGACGAUGACACCCUGUCCUCCCUGGAGGACAAAGACCUGGAGAACCUAACAGGCCCGGUAAACCUGAGCACCAGCGCCCAGCUCAUCGCUCCGGCUGCGGUGGUGAAAGGCACCCUGUCGGUCACCGCCUCCGAGCUCUUCUUCGAGGUGGAUGAGGACGAUCCGAGUUUCAAGGCCAUCGAUCCAAAGAUAUUGUCCUACACUGAAGGUCUUCAUGGAAAAUGGCUGUUCACAGAGAUCCGGGCCGUGUUUUCCAGACGCUACCUUCUGCAGAACACGGCUCUGGAAGUGUUCAUGGCAAACAGAACGGCCGUCAUGUUCAACUUCCCAGAUGCAGCCACGGUAAAGAAGGUGGUCCACAGCCUUCCUCGCGUCGGAUUGGGCACAAACUUCGGUCUUCCUCAGACCAGGCGUAUUUCUCUGGCCACGCCCAAGCAGCUCUUCAAGACGUCCAACAUGACGCAGCGCUGGCAACGCCGCGAGAUAUCCAACUUCGAGUACCUGAUGUUUCUCAACACCAUCGCUGGUCGCACCUAUAACGACCUGAACCAGUACCCGGUCUUCCCCUGGAUCAUCACCAACUAUGACUCGCCAGAACUGGACCUGACUCUGCCUAGCAACUACAGAGACCUGUCUAAGUUGUCGUCUCAGGAGCUGAUCCCGGAGUUCUUCUACCUGCCUGAGAUGUUCGUCAACGCCAACAACUACAACCUGGGAGUGAUGGAGGACGGCACCGUUGUCUCUGAUGUGGAUCUUCCGCCUUGGGCCAAAAGCUCUGAGGAGUUUGUUCGCAUCAAUCGGCAGGCUCUGGAGAGCGAGUUCGUGUCCUGUCAGCUCCACCAGUGGAUUGACCUGAUUUUCGGCUACAAGCAGCAGGGACCCGAAGCUGCCAGGGCCCUCAAUGUUUUCUACUAUCUGACAUAUGAAGGCGCGGUCAACCUGAGCUCCAUUAAAGACCCCAUGCUCAGAGAGGCCGUGGAGUCUCAGAUCAGGAGUUUUGGACAGACUCCUUCUCAGCUGCUCAUUGAGCCUCACCCGCCUCGAAGUUCAGCCAUGCAAGUGACUCCAAUGAUGUUCACGGAGCAGAUGCAGCAGGACGUCAUCAUGGUGCUGAAGUUCCCGUCCAAUUCUCCUGUCACCCACGUGGCGGCCAACACCCAGCCGGGCCUCGCGUCGCCCGCCAUCAUAACCGUCACCGCCAACCGUCUCUUCUCUGUCAACAAAUGGCACGGCUUGACAGGUCAUCAGAACACCGGGGAGCAGCAGUACCAACUUCCUGUGGAAAUUGACCCUUUGAUAGCCAGCAACGUGGGCUCUCACCGGCGUCAGAUCUCAGACCUCCUGGAUCAGAGCAUCCAGAUCAGCUCGCAGUGUUUCAUCAUCACCGCCGACAACCGCUUCAUCCUGCUGUGUGGCUUCUGGGACAAGAGCUUCCGGGUCUACUCCACCGACACAGGGAAGCUGACGCAGAUCGUGUUCGGACACCGGGACGUGGUGACGUGUCUCGCCCGCUCUGAGUCGUACAUCGGCGGCGACUGCUACGUCCUGACAGGCUCCAGAGACGCCACCCUGCUGCUGUGGUACUGGAACGGAAAGCACAGCAGCAUCGGAGAGAGUCCAGGCACAGAGUUUACCACACCGAGGGCCAUCCUGACGGGACACGACUGUGAGGUGACGUCUGUCAGCGUCUGUGCUGAGUUGGGUCUCGUCAUCAGUGGCUGCAAAGAGGGUCCUUGCCUGGUCCAUUCCAUGAACGGAGACCUGCUCCGGACCCUGGAGGCCCCAGAGAGCUGCCUGCGGCCCCGGCUCAUCCAGUCCUCCACCGAGGGCCACUGCAUGAUCUACUACGACAAGGGACACUUCUGCCUCUUCAGCGUCAACGGCAAGCUGCUGCGACACAUGGAGGUGCAGGACAACAUCAAGGCCAUGCUGCUGAGUCGGGACGGUCAGUAUUUGCUGACAGGUGGAGACGGUGGAGUCGUGUCCGUCUGGCAGGUCUCUGACCUCAAACAGCUCUUCACCUUUCCUGGCUGUGACGCAGGGAUCCGCUCCAUGGCAAUGUCACAUGAUCAACGGUGCAUCAUCACUGGCAUGGCGUCUGGCAGCAUUGUCCUCUUCUACAACGACUUCAACAGGUGGCAUCAUGAGUACCAGACCAGAUACUGAGGUCCAGACCGCAGCGCCGCCAGCUGUCCCGAUGUGAACUCUUAUCAAACGGCGCUGUUCUGCCAACAGCUCCACGUUCUGAAUGUAUCUCGGUGGAAAGGGGGUUGGGGGGAGGAUCUGUUCUGUAAGAGCAACAAACUAUUUUUAAAAAAAGGGCAUUGCUAUAUAUUUUGUAGAUCAGAUAGAAAACAUUUCCUAUAACUCUUUAAGGUGGGGGGUUGGGGGGGUUCUGUAACGGUUUGAGUGGAAAUAAUCUAUUUUUAGCUGUAAGAGUCUAUUUUCAUCUCCUCCAGGAAUAGAGCAGGGGGGCGGGAACAUGUUCGGCUGAAAAAUCCAAAUAUUUAUGUACUUUGGAUUGAGUGAUUUGUGUUGGUGUGUGAGUGUGUGAGGGGAAUAAUUAUUGAGCUAUACUUCACUUAAACAUGCUUUUUUUUUCUUUUUCUGGAAACAGCAAGUAGGUAGGAAAUGUUUGAAUAAAAAAACACGAUGUACUUGACAGAAAGAUGAGCAAAGAGGGAAACUUGGUGAUGCUAUCUAUAUACAUGCCGUCCUUAUUUAAGAUAUCUGCUCCCGCUGUGCUUGCUCUGAUUGUUUAUGUGCGAGGCUCGUAUUCAACAGCUAUCAGUUUAUUUAAUGUCUAAGAUCCAAAACUUUCCCGUUAUCAGCCGUUUAAAUAAGUCCGCUUUUGUUCAAAGAAUCAUUUCUUUUCCAUCUCCUCUAGUGGUGAUGAGCUCAUUUCUCUAAAACCUCAACUCUGACUUUAGUCUCCAAAGCAGCAAAGGUCAGCGUGAGAAGUGAAGUGAAAGGAUCAACUUUGUCCCAUUUCUGCUUGUUUUAUUUCAUUUAAAUCAUAUUCAUUAAUUUACAGAAUUAAUCAUUUUUAACACGUUGUCCAGCACCAAAUUGUUGCAACAAAUCGUCUCUUGAACGUGCAUCCACCUCCAGCAUACCUGAUUAGUAAGAAGACAUUCCUCUCUAUAAAGUCUGUGCUUUGUCAUUUUGUCUCUGAUUAUAUGAAGAUGAGGUAUAAUUCAUUAUUUUUGCAAUCAUUUGGAGUGUUUUUGUUUGCCGAGUUCUGACAAUAAAAAUGAAUUUUAU
Molecule: messenger RNA, 10385 nt
Organism: Poecilia reticulata (guppy)
Lineage: Eukaryota; Metazoa; Chordata; Actinopteri; Cyprinodontiformes; Poeciliidae
Source: RefSeq, a predicted model, not a curated record